Messenger RNA from Exserohilum turcica Et28A, 786 nucleotides. RefSeq lists its product as uncharacterized. The coding region runs from base 37 to 513 and encodes 158 amino acids. The record is from RefSeq and is a predicted model, not a curated record. The transcript has 3 exons. NCBI's taxonomy places the organism in Eukaryota, Fungi, Ascomycota, Dothideomycetes, Pleosporales, Pleosporaceae.
AAUACACCUCUACCGAAACAUCAACACACAGCCAUCAUGGUUGAAACGCCAAACAAGACAGGCGCAAGCGGUGCUCUUUGGACUGAAGGCGAGAAGAUUGCGUACCUAGUCGUGCUUUGCGAGAACGAGGGCAAGAUGGACAGCAAGAUUGCCAAUGCACCCAUUCCCGCGGGCCGCUCCAUCGUGUCGUGCCGGAAGCUACUCAUGCGCCUGAAGGAAAAGCACAAGGACGACAUUGAGAAGAUCAAAAACGGCCAGUCUACUACCGCAGCCAAGGCCCCUGCUUCGCCCGAGAAGGCCAGGACACCCAGGAAGCGCAAUAGCAAGGCUGUCAAUGGCGACGCUGAUGCUGAUGCUGAUGGUGGUGACGGCUCGCCGAGGAAGAAGAGGGCUACACCCAGGAAGCGCAAGAGUACCACGCCGGCUGCUGCUGAAGUGCUGGUCAAGGAGGAGGUUGUCGAAGACGUGGCCAAGGAGGAGAGCGCGGACGACGAGAGUGAGAUUGAGGUGUGAGGGUGUUGGCUAUGACUCUUUUCGGCCGGCUGCUAUCUCAGGAUCUGGGGUUCUCUAAUGGAUAGUCCCAACAGGAUGGCGGGAGCAUGUUCGGGCGAUAUUGAGAGGCGUUCACACGGUGGCCCUGACUAUCGACUCGCAGCUCUCUUCUUGCUUGUUUGCGGUGGCAUGGCCAGCUCAGAAUCGUCGUCGGGCGGCGGGCUGGUGGAUCAUAACGAUUGGAAUGAUAGCCGAAUGGAUGCACGAUGCGAAAGAUGACCUAAUGACAUGGAA